Neohortaea acidophila is the source of this 1906-nucleotide messenger RNA. RefSeq names its product major facilitator superfamily domain-containing protein. The transcript has a single exon. The coding region runs from base 60 to 1499 and encodes 479 amino acids. Gene Ontology annotation, biological process: transmembrane transport. The record is from RefSeq and is a predicted model, not a curated record. Gene Ontology annotation, molecular function: transmembrane transporter activity. Lineage: Eukaryota; Fungi; Ascomycota; Dothideomycetes; Mycosphaerellales; Teratosphaeriaceae.
GUUAGACAUGGUUCACGACCGUCGCAAAGAGGUACCAGAUAGCAUGGACUUCAUCAAGCAUGGCCCGGAGUAGAAAUGCUCGCCCAAGUGGUCGGGACGAUGAAGGCGAUUCCGCUCUUUCGCCCACCAAAUGGACACCCCGGCGUAAAUGGACGACGGCUUGCACAGCUCUGGCGGCAACCUUUCUCGUCACGCUCAAUGGGACUUCUAUCACGGCAGCGAGCUCGCAAAUCGAUGCGGCGUUUCGAAUCAGUGAUGCGCCAUUCCCCAACUCCUACUGGCUUGUGACGUCCUGGUCCGCCGGCGGUGCGUUGGGAAUUAUCGUGCUUCUGCCAUUGAUGGAAGACCUGGGCGUGCGUACUGGGUUCCUGGUUUUCUACGCAAUUUUCCUGCUCACAAUCGUGCCUCAAGCUGUGGCCCAAAACUUUGCCACUCUGGUUGUGACGAGAUUCUUCUCUGGCGGCUGUGCAGCGUUGCUGGCCAAUACGAUCAGCAGCAUGAUCCCGGAUAUGUGGGCGACGGAUGAGGAGCGAAACCUGCCCAUUUCACUCUACAUCUUGAUGUAUUUGCUCGGAAGCACCAUUGGACCUCCGAUAUUCGCCGGAGCACUCGAAUAUUUGGACAGCUGGCGAUGGAUCUUCUACAUCCAACUCGUGAUAUACGGCAGCCUUCUGCCGCUGCUCUACUUUCUGCUGGAAGAGACACGAAUCAAAGUCCUCAUUCGCCAUCGCAAUCGGCACCAGGCCAGCGCAGGCCCAGGAAACCCCAGAACCCUUGGGAAGCGCGCCUCAUCUAUUCUACAACGGGUCUGGAGAUCGGCCACCCGUCCGCUAUUCCUCGUCUGCACCGAGCCCGUCCUUUUCGCAAUCACGUUGUGGAGCGCUUUCAGCUUUGGAACCGUCUUCUUCUUGACUCAAUCCGUGGCUCAGGUCUAUCACAACGUCUACGGCUGGUCGGAAGGCAGUACCAACUACACCCUCAUCGCCGUGUCCAUUGGGGAAAUCGUUGGCUGGCUGGCAACGUUGUACGGCGGUCGUCUGUUCCGACGCAAUGAGAAACGUGAAUCGGGCCCUGUCCCGGAAGCACGGCUGUACAUUGCUAUUCCUGCGUCGGUCAUCGGCAUUGUCGGCGGCAUGUUCAUCUACGCCUGGGCGGCAAGGGCCUCGAUAUCGUGGGUGGCGCCAACAAUCGGCCUCGGGCUGGUAGGAUUCGGCAUCCAGGUGGUGGUGUUCACCGGGACAGAGUACAUUACAGAUUUAUACUCGGCAUCCUCGUAUGUCGGUAGUGCAAUCAGUGCUGUUGCCGCCGGUGAGAGUAUUGUGGCCGGAUUUCUGCCACUCUCUACGGAGCGCUUGUACACGGAUCUACACCCGUACUGGGCGGGUACUCUACUGGGGAUGAUUGCUCUGUUGCUGAGUCUUGCUCCAGUUCUCUUCGUCUGGCGAGGCAAAUGGUUCCGUGAACGCAGUCCAUUCAUGCUGGCUGGCGGUGCGACUUGAGCAUGUAGUCAGAGGACCGGAGGAACUUCGUCGAGAUUCAGCGGUGAGAGACAUGCAGGCCACUGGCAAAGGUCGUACGCGUGGAGGGGACAGGCGAAUUCCAGGCCGAAUCCCAUUUUGCUGACAUUGAUGGAGAUGAGAGACUACCAGGUACGGACCUGCUCGGGGACAUGGAUGACGGAGGCAUCAGCCAGACGUUGAAGGAACGUUGUGUUCGUCGAAUCAUUCAAAUCAGAUAUGCACUCACAGUGCCAUUCAUGCUCAUGCAAUACAUGGCCUUCAUCUCUGCCGCGCCGCUGAACCUCCGCGGCCACGAGGGGCGCUGAUUGGCUGCGGCUUCCGUGCCUGGCAUUGCGACAAACUUUAUUCUGGGAAAUUGUUUCCUACUUCCUCCGCUACAACACCCA